AAUCAGCUGGACCUGCACACGCAUCUGAAUUCUAACUGUUUUUUUAACCUGUUGCAUUUAAUAAUAAUAAGAAUACAAUAAGAAUGUCAUUCCUGCGCAAAUCAGUCAAACUGUUGAAUGCAGCAGCGGGGAGGCAGCAAAAUCUCAAAGCGAUUGUUGGAUCCACCUUGCGGCAUCAGCGGACUUACAGCUCUGAACCGCCAAAUGAUUAUGCCAAUUUUCCUGGAGCCAAGGCCCCGUUUGUAAGUAAACUGAAGCUAAAUAUGCCGGAGGAUUAUGCGCCCAUACCCAUUUACCGCGUUAUGGAUCGCGAUGGUUUCAUUGCCGAUGAAACGCAAGAUCCCCAGCUAGGCCGCGAGGUGGUGGAGAAGAUGUUCCGCGACAUGCUGCUGCUUAAUACAAUGGAUAAAAUCCUAUAUGAAUCGCAGCGCCAGGGGCGCAUAUCGUUCUACAUGACCAAUUUUGGCGAGGAAGCCUCUCACAUCGGCAGUGCGGCCGCUUUGGAGAUGAGAGACCUCAUCUAUGGCCAAUAUCGUGAGGCCGGUGUGCUGGUCUGGCGUGGCUUCCGCAUUGAUCAGUUCAUCGAUCAGUGCUAUGGCAACGUAGAUGAUUUGGGUCGUGGCAAGCAAAUGCCCGUACAUUAUGGCUCCAGAGAGCUGAACUUUGUCACCAUCUCAAGUCCACUGUCCACUCAAAUGCCACAGGCUGUGGGUGCCGCCUAUGCAAUGAAGAUGCGACCGAACAACGAUGCUUGUGUGGUCUGCUACUUUGGGGAGGGUGCGGCUUCGGAGGGAGAUGCUCAUGCGGCCUUUAAUUUCGCUGCAACGCUGAGUUGCCCCGUCAUUCUCUUCUGUCGCAACAAUGGCUUUGCCAUAUCGACGCCCUCCCAUGAGCAAUACAGAGGCGAUGGUAUAGCUGGUCGUGGUCCGAUGGGCUAUGGUAUUGCCACCAUCCGUGUGGAUGGCACCGAUGUCUUUGCCGUAUACAAUGCCAUGAAAGAAGCUCGAGAGUAUGUGCUGCGUGAGAACAAGCCGGUGGUGUUUGAGGCCUUGGCCUACCGUGUGGGACAUCAUUCCACCUCGGACGACAGUACAGCAUACCGGUCGACAGAGGAAAUAGAGGUUUGGAACUCCGUAGAGCACCCGAUCUCGAAGCUUAAGCGCUACAUGGUACACAAGGGCUGGUUCGAUGAGGCGGAGGAAACCGCAUACAUCAAGGAAGUGCGCAAGAAGGUACUCAAGCAGAUUGCUGUGUCCGAGAAGAAGCUAAAACCCAACUGGAAGGAGAUGUUUGAGGGCGUGUACGCCGAGAUGCCCGAGCAUUUGGUGGAACAGCAGCGCGAGCUCCAGGAGCAUAUAGAGGCGCACAAGGACAGCUAUCCUUUGAAGGACUUUAAGCAGUAGAUCUGAUCUGUAGAUCUAACGAAAUCGAAAACCGAGAGACUCCAACAAAAGUGCAUUUAUUAUGAUUAAGCUUUUAUAGACAAAUUUUGUUUUUCUGUGUGGGUUCAACCCUUAACUUAAUUCAAUUGUUACUAUUAUGACUCCAUCCCCUGUGUAGGUGUUACGAAAAGGUGUUAAAAUUUAUUAGCUUUGAUUUACAUAAAAUAUACAUAUACUGAAAACAAUACAAAAUACAAAUACACAAAUAUAUAUAUAUACUUUCGACUUAAAGCAACGCAUAACUCGGCGGUUGGCUGGCUGUAAAUGUGAAGGUGAAGAAGCUAUCUAUCUAAAGACUACGAAAACAAAAGGACACGUCUCUCGCUGAAGCUGCUUGGCUGGAAUGGAUGUUGUGGGUGGAUUGCCCCUCAAUUGGUGCGCAGCUGGUAGUCCCCGUUCUGCGUUAUAUACCGCACCCAGGGCAAGGCCUGGUAGCCGCUCUUCUCGAUGAUCUUUAGAUAGCGCACCUGAAUGCCCGAUGUGGUAAAGUACGGUAUCUCGAAGCGCACCUGUAUCGGUGGCUUGCCCUCUGUAUUCUCCUCGCUCUCCACACUGGGCAAACCAAAGUGGGCUCGCAUCAGAUACUCCUUGCCGCCAGGGAACGAUUUCACCGUCCAAAUGAUGGCAUUCUGUUCGGGCGCAUACUUGCAGCUGCCAAUGGUCGUCUUGAAUUUGGGGGAAUCUGCAUCGGCCGGCACGGG
Drosophila miranda is the source of this 2143-nucleotide messenger RNA. RefSeq names its product 2-oxoisovalerate dehydrogenase subunit alpha, mitochondrial (gene BckdhA). The transcript has 4 exons. The coding region runs from base 84 to 1403 and encodes 439 amino acids. NCBI's taxonomy places the organism in Eukaryota, Metazoa, Arthropoda, Insecta, Diptera, Drosophilidae. The record is from RefSeq and is a predicted model, not a curated record. Gene Ontology annotation, biological process: branched-chain amino acid catabolic process. Gene Ontology annotation, molecular function: oxidoreductase activity, acting on the aldehyde or oxo group of donors, disulfide as acceptor.